AUGAAAGCUUAUUGUGUAUUCUAUUGUAAUCAAGAUGUUAGAAUCUUAAAACAAGGUCAUUCUAAAUUUAGAGAUAUGUGUUUAGAAUAUUUAAAUAUUGAUGUUGAUAAAGUAAUAUCAGCAGCUUCUUUAGCUAAUACUUACUUUAAGCAUAACGUUUAUUCAAAAAUAGAUAAUUUAAAAGAAUAUGGAGGAAAAGUUAGAGAAUUUAUUCAAGGAGCUAUUUAUGGAGGAAGAUGUAUGACUAGAGAUAAUAAAAAUGCAACAGGUUCUCCAAUUGUUAUUACUAAAAAUAUGUUAAUUAAUGAUUAUUUACUUAAUCACCUUAUGGAUGAACAACAAUUAGAACCUACUGAAAGUAAAUUUAUUUCUGCUUUUAUUGUUGAUAUUGAAAUUACUAAAGUAAAUAAGAAAUUACAUUUUCCAUUAAUUGUUAAAAAAGAUAAAACUGGUAAUCAUAAUACUAAUGAACCUUGUAUUAUGAGAGUUGAUAAUAUAUUAUUAGAAAAUCUUAUUAAAUUUCAACGGAUUGAAUAUAAAAUAAUUAGAGGCUAUUAUUGGACUUGUAAUAAGUCUGAUUUAUUAUCUAACGAGAUGUCUAAAUUGUAUAAUUUAAGAAGAGAUUUUAAGAAACAAGGUAAUCCAGUUCAAGAAGUAUUUAAAUCAAUUAUGAAUUCAUCAUAUGGUAAAACUAUUCAAAAACCAAUUAAAUCUGAUCUUGUAUAUAAACAAAUAUCUGUUAAAAAUAUUAAAGGAGAUAUUCAAUACGAUGCUGAUAGAUAUUUAAGAAAGAAUUCAUUAUUAGUUAAAUCAUUUUAUGAUGUUGCUGAAAAUAUAAGAUGCUUUGAAUGUAAUAAAAGUUUUGAUGAUUUCUUUGUUCCAAAUCUUAUUGGCGUUCAAACUCUUACUAUGUCAAAACGAAUUAUGAAUGAAGUUAUGUGUUUAGCAGAAGAUUUAAAUAUUCCAAUUUAUUAUCAAGAUACUGAUUCAAUGCAUAUUUUAAAAUCAAUACUUAGUGAAUUAGAAAAUGAAUAUUUUAAUAAAUAUAAUAGAGUACUUAGAGGUUCUAAUAUUGGUCAAUUUCAUCCAGAUUUUGAUGAAUUAACUGGUUAUGUUACUAGUAUUGAAUCUUAUUUCUUGGGUAAAAAGGCUUAUUGUGAUAAAUUAACUAAUGAAAAUAAUGAAAUAGAAUAUCAUCUUAGAUUAAAAGGUAUUCCUAAUAAUUUAUUAAAUUGUCAAUAUGAUGAUCCAUUAAAAUUAUAUAAGAAACUAUAUGAUGGAGAAUCGUUUAAUUUUAAUCUUUUACAACUUAGACCAUCAUUUGAAUUUACUAAAGAUUUUAUAAUUAAAUCGAGAUCUCAAUUCUGUAGAAAUAUUAAAUUUAAUACUGAAUUGGAUAGAUUAUAUGGAAUUAAUCCUGAUCAUGGUUCUAAAAGAAUUUUAAAAAUUUUUUAUUCAAAUACAAAUACACCUAAACCAGAAGUUAAAGAAGAUAAAGAAAUUAAAUAUUCGCCUGAAAUUCAAUUAAAUGCUGAAUUAAGACCUCAACCAUCAAUUCAACCACAUGGUACAAUUACUUCCAUAGCUACUUAUCCACCAACUAAUUAUUUUAAGAAAGAUAGAACAAUAAAACAAUUAUUUAAUGUAGACAUGAAUCAACAUGUUCCAUCAUUAGCUAAAAAUAUAUAUACUUAUUUCAAUAACAAAGAUAUAAUUUAUGCUAAUAAUUUUAAACCAUCUCCACCCAAAUAUUCAUUUUAUAAUAAAAAUUUUGCUUAUAAAUUUGUUGCAAUAUCAAAUACUUAUAUGUUUGAUAUAUUGUAUUUCUUUGAUAAAGAUAAGAGAGUAACUCAACAAAAAUAUGAUAAACCAUCUGUAAAAAUAAAUUUUGAUCACAGAGUUCAUAAAAAUAAUCCAUUACAACCAUACCUAAUAGGUAUAAAUGUGAAUACAAGAUAUGGGUAUGUUAUUUCUAUUAAAGAUAAAACUGCAUCAUCAAUUAUAAAUGGGUUUGAAGAAUUAUUUGAACAAGGAUUAAAAAUGACAAAUUUAAUAUUUGAUGGAGAACGAGGUAUAUCAUCAAAUGAUUUUGCUGAUUAUAUUAAUUCUAAGAACAUUAAAUUAUUUGUUACAGCAACAAAAAUUCAUACUUCUACAGCUCUCAUUGAUAGAUUAUGUAGAACCAUAAGAGAUUUAUAUGUCAAAUAUUAUAUUUUAAAUGAUGAUGAAUUUAAAAAUAUAAUUAAUUCUAUAUCAUUUCAAAACAUGAAAAGAAAAGAAUUACUCCAAUACAUGACUAAAAUACGUAAAUUAU
Entamoeba invadens IP1 is the source of this 2314-nucleotide messenger RNA. RefSeq lists its product as hypothetical. The record is from RefSeq and is a predicted model, not a curated record. Lineage: Eukaryota; Evosea; Mastigamoebida; Endamoebidae. The transcript is spliced from 4 exons. Gene Ontology annotation, molecular function: nucleotide binding; DNA-directed DNA polymerase activity; DNA binding. The annotation marks the transcript as partial. Gene Ontology annotation, biological process: DNA replication; DNA integration.